Messenger RNA from Hyaloscypha bicolor E, 936 nucleotides. RefSeq lists its product as uncharacterized. The coding region runs from base 176 to 880 and encodes 234 amino acids. The transcript has a single exon. NCBI's taxonomy places the organism in Eukaryota, Fungi, Ascomycota, Leotiomycetes, Helotiales, Hyaloscyphaceae. The record is from RefSeq and is a predicted model, not a curated record.
CAGACAACACAAAGCAUUCACUCUGAGACUUCAAAUCCAUGAGUCAUCGUACUUUUGCGACAUCUAGCAUAGGAAUAUCCUGUUGUCAUACUCAGACAAGAGCUCAGCGAACACUCAAGCCCGAGCACAGCUAAAUUCAAACGCACCGGGAAGGCGAAAAAGGCACACAACACAAAUGGUCGACAAGCCUGGAGCAUUCAUGGCAAGUCGGCCGACGGUCAUCGAGCAGAGGUAUACUUUCAAAGCCUACCAAGCGGUCUACGCCGUGAUCCAAGAGCUUAACCGUAAGGAUGCAGAAGCCGUCGUCGAGCUCCUCAUCCGGAACGAUAAAGGAAUGCUCAACGACAUCGCAAAAUGGUGUUCAACGACCGGAUAUCAACUGAUCUGUUCUGAGCUGGGAAAAGAAGGCGAAAUGCGGUGUCUGAUUCAGAAAGGAGAGCAGAAGAUAAACCAUAAAGUCAUGACGGUGGUCAUAUCGACGGCGGAUUUGGAGUACAUUGCGUAUCCGUUUGAUAAAGCGAUUGGAGGAGCGGUUUCGGGAAUGGAGGUCAAUCUAAUUUUUGAGGGUGCAGGCGUGAGGUUGUUGAAGAGGGGAUAUCGGGCGUCGCUUUCGGGAUUCUGGGGACGGAUGUUCACGACGGUUGUGGAGAAGGUGAUGAAGGAUAAGAUUGGAUGGCCUUUACCGCAAGAAGCAAUUUUAUUGUUGGAGGACCUGGGGGCGAAAUUUUAUGUCUGUGGACCAUCAUUAGUGGGAUAUGGAAUUACGGAAGAGGAGUUGGUGGUCAAGAAUCAUGCUCUGGGAGGCGUGAUCACUUGGGUUGAUCUUUUGGCGAGUAGUAACGUCAGUGUAUUCUCGAAAUCUGCAUUUGAGAAGCCGUAGUGUACAACCAUAUCAACAGAUCUCAAAGCCAACUCUGCUGCUAAGCAUUGCCUCAA